This is a messenger RNA of Aplysia californica (California sea hare), 316 nucleotides long. Its product is annotated as sarcolemmal membrane-associated protein. The record is from RefSeq and is a predicted model, not a curated record. Gene Ontology annotation, molecular function: protein binding. NCBI's taxonomy places the organism in Eukaryota, Metazoa, Mollusca, Gastropoda, Aplysiida, Aplysiidae.
UCACAAAUUGACAUAAUACACAUUUAAAGAGUAUAGUAAGAAAUUAGCAAAAUGGCCGUCUCAUAGAGGAAGAAACAAAUUGAGGCAAUGUAACAUGGUGGAAGGGGAGGAAAAACUUCGCCCAACUAUGUCGGCAUUGGCUAUACUGUCAUGCCGUCCAAACUCACAUCCGUUUCAAGAGAGGCACAUUUCAUUGCAUGAAGCAGUCAAGAUUGGCAGGUCUGUGGCGCGGGCCAGACCCUCUGCCAGUAAUGGAAUAUUCGAUUGUAAAGUGCUGUCCAGGCACCAUGCCAUGUUGUGGUAUGAAGCGGGAAAG